Molecule: messenger RNA, 167 nt
Organism: Podarcis lilfordi (Lilford's wall lizard)
Lineage: Eukaryota; Metazoa; Chordata; Lepidosauria; Squamata; Lacertidae
Source: the annotation of a GenBank genome assembly
GAAAUUGCAGCUGCAGAGAUAAGAAAAGAAAAGAAGAGUUGUUCCAUUGUGUGGAGAGGUCACUUCCUGCUUACUUGGACUGCCAGGGUGAAACAGGUGCAAAACGCCAGCACUCUGUCGUCUACAACUUCAUUAACAUCUAUCUACAACUCCACUAGCAUCUCUCG